Molecule: messenger RNA, 1957 nt
Organism: Histoplasma capsulatum G186AR
Lineage: Eukaryota; Fungi; Ascomycota; Eurotiomycetes; Onygenales; Ajellomycetaceae
Product: glutaminyl-peptide cyclotransferase
Exons: 2
Coding region: 118-1278 (386 amino acids)
Molecular function (GO): glutaminyl-peptide cyclotransferase activity; zinc ion binding
Source: RefSeq, a predicted model, not a curated record
CAAUAACCUGCACUGAUAGUGAUGCAAAUAGGAACGCUCAUCCCUACGCAUGCUACUGUUUUUCCCCGGUCGACAAUGCACACAACGUCGUUAUGAAGCUUGUGAGACCUCUCGACAAUGGCAGAAAGUGUCUGCCGGUUGGCGGCUUCGUGCCUCUUUUUCCUGCUGGGGAUGGUAUUUUUCGGAAUUCCCGUCCAAGCGUAUGCAACACUAUCUGACGAGACGUUAAAAUCCCUUCCACGUCCCAACAAUGAUUUCAACAUCCGCGACGGCGCGCUACUAGCUCCCAUCCUGCAACCACGUGUCCCCGGCACGCUAGGUUCCCUACAAGUUCUCCAACACUUUGUUAAUUUCUUUAGAACUACAUUACCUGAGUGGACGAUAGAGUUCCAAAAUUCGACGUCGAAAACACCAGUAACUGGAAACAAGGAGAUUCCCUUUGUCAACUUGAUCGCCUUUCGGGAUCCUCCAUGGUCAGGUGUUGGAGAUACAGGCAGGUUCACUCUGGCGGCACACUAUGAUAGCAAACGAGAGCCUCCUGGCUUUAUCGGCGCUACAGACAGCGCUGCUCCAUGCGCAAUUAUCAUGCAUUCCAUACGAAGUAUUGACGCGGCCUUGACUAAAAAGUGGGAUGCUAUGAAAGCCGAAUCCUCCCACGACUCAUUUUUCGAUCACCAAGGCAUCCAAGUUUUUCUAUUAGAUGGCGAAGAAGCUUUCCACUCUUGGACCGACAUAGAUUCCCUUUACGGCUCUCGAGCAUUGGCCCAGGCCAUGGAAGAUACCUUUUACCCGGCUACCUCUGUCUACAAAUCCCCACUAUCGGCCAUCUCACUUUUUGUCCUGCUGGAUCUAUUGGGCGAAAAGGACCCACAGAUCCCGUCUCAUUUCAAAACAACUCACUGGGCAUAUCAAAAUAUGGCUACUCUGGAAACCCGGUUGCGCCAACUUGGCUUGUUCAAGUCAGCGCCGUCAUGGAAGAAAGGCGACAAGCUGUGGCUCCCCGAUUCGGAGAAGGAGAUAUUUUUCCCUAGCGGAAUUGCCGAUGACCACAUCCCAUUUAUGAGGCGUGGGGUUGAGAUCUUGCAUUUGAUCGCCUCCCCUUUCCCUAAGACAUGGCAUAAAAUUACAGACGAUGCGGAGCAUUUGGAUCUCAAUACGGUUGAGGACUGGAGUACAUUGCUUACGGCUUUCAUAGCUGAAUGGUUAGAGUUGGAAGGUGUGCUUCCAAAAUAUGAAGGGUCAGUAGACGAGCCUAAUAGCAGAAAAACUGAGCUUUAAGACAUUCCCAUUCUUGGAACUUUUCCUUCUCUCCGUUUGCCCUUAGUUGGAAUGUGUAUAUAUUGUGUCCAUUUCAUUUUAAGGAUUUAUUAUAUCCUCUUGCUUGUGACGUGUUCGGAUACUUCGUUUCCAAUUUCCCAUACAAGGCGUGACAUAUGCUAUGUUUUUUUAAGAACCGAAAUGAUUUACAUCUCCAUGGAGAUCGACUGCCGCGGCGAUCGCGGCCCACCAAGUUCGCCAUUUCACUGUGUGUACGGUAGUGUGGAACAAAAGUCCAUAUAAAAGGUACAUCCGUUUCAUACCGGCUGGCAGAGCCCUGGAAGAUUUGAGGUUAGUUCAAGGGUCUGAUGCCUAGCGCUGGCUAGAAGUUACGUGCUAAGUCUCCGCAACGUCUGCCAUGGUGAGUUAGAAUUAUUCAAAAGGCUGUAUUGAGAUUUUUCAAUUUAUAUUCCAAGUACAUCCAAUGGCCUUUGCUCCACACUUCCGUGUUUUAUCUCAGCAAGGCGCAGUUGCACCACACAUAUCCCAGAAUUGCUCUUUUCAUAGACAUGGCAGAAACACAUUCAUGCAUCUGGUGAUGAAUAUGCAAAUGUAUAUAGAUAUAGAGACAUAUAUAACUUACGUAUACACAAUAUUAAAAGGGAUAGGGAAAAAAGAAAAGAAAAGACUCGAGUAUCUU